Molecule: messenger RNA, 393 nt
Organism: Egretta garzetta (little egret)
Lineage: Eukaryota; Metazoa; Chordata; Aves; Pelecaniformes; Ardeidae
Gene: EXOC1L
Product: exocyst complex component 1 like
Exons: 2
Coding region: 28-393 (121 amino acids)
Source: RefSeq, a predicted model, not a curated record
ACUAAAAGUGAAGAAGUAGAAAUAUGUAUGGUUAAACACUUGCAAGCGGAUCGAGAGGAGAAAUAUGAAGUAGUUGAAAAGUGGUUUUUGAAAGAUCUGGAGAUGAUUGAUGGAAAAGAAGCAGAUACUGACAAUCCAUAUUUUGAUAUGCACUUCCACAAAGUCUACAAUCUGGAAGCAUAUAGUUGUGCAUCUAAAUAUGCCUUUGCUCGAACGCUAACCAAACUGAAUGAAAUGUACCUUAAGAAGGACUUGAAGAUUGUGAACUUUGAUGACACCUACCUAAAUGAUGAUUCAAUCUGGUCAUCCAACAAUAGGGAUUGUUUAGUACUUAUGAGGAUAUGCUUCUAUGCUUCCAACCUUUUAUGUCUCUCCCUGUGUCCUCUGUCCUAA